Molecule: messenger RNA, 4089 nt
Organism: Sparassis crispa
Lineage: Eukaryota; Fungi; Basidiomycota; Agaricomycetes; Polyporales; Sparassidaceae
Product: Probable O-acetyltransferase
Exons: 9
Coding region: 1-4089 (1362 amino acids)
Biological process (GO): late endosome to vacuole transport via multivesicular body sorting pathway
Cellular component (GO): multivesicular body
Source: RefSeq, a predicted model, not a curated record
AUGCCCGUUCUCCAACUCCCGCCCGUCCCAGCAGAGCUCAAGUCCAUCUCUCCCUUUCUCCAGCGCUCAGAUGAGCUCGCUGCCAAAGAUCCGGUCAUGGCUUACUGGUGCGCGUACCAUGCUGCACAGCUCGGCAUUGCCCUCAAACCAAAGGAACACCCAUCCCGGGAGUUCCUCUUUGCUCUCCUAGGCGUCCUCGAGCAGACGAAGAAGGACGCCGGCCCCAACGACGCCAUCGACGACGAGUCUGCGAGCAGUGCCUACAUCGAGAACUUCGCCCUCAAGGUCUUCGCAAUAGCCGAUAACGAGGAUCGCAGAGGGAAUGCCACCCGCGGCACAGCCAAAAAGUUCCUCGCCGCUGCCAACUUCCUCGAGCUCCUCAGCAUAUUUGACAAGGACAAGGCGGAUUCCGCAGAGUCCUCCAACGAUGAGAAGAUCCGGUACGCAAAGUGGAAGGCUGCUGACAUCGCCAAGGCCUUCCGCGAAGGCCGCAAGCCCACCCCUGGUCCUGCGGGUUCUGGUCAGCCCGAGACGGACGUUACUCCGGAGCUGCCAUCUUCUGUUUCCGAGUCGACACCCCCGCCGCCUGCUAUCACACGCGCGGCUGCUCCCCCACCACACAUCUCAGACUUGCCCUCUCCGCAGCAGGAUGGGUUCUUCCCGCAGGCGCCCCUGCUCGGUAAUAUCACUCAGUUGUCGCAACUCACAUCCCAUGGAAGUGCGGAGUCACCGAGCCCAGGAGGAUGGAGCACGGUCGCAACACCAGGGACGCCCGGUUUCUUAGGCACCGACGGAGGUGCAAGGAGAGCACAUGUGAGCGAGGAGCUAGAGGGACGCCCAGACGCGGAGGACCUGAUAGAAGGUGCGUCACCAUCGAAUUCAACGCCUAUCUUCGUUGGUCCCGGCCAGGACGACGCCGUGUCGAAGCAGGUACGCUUCUCGCCGUCCCUCAGCGCAGAAGCCCCGUCCCCGCGUGUGAACGGGGAGCAAGACCCGUUUGCUGCGUGCGCGGCCACGUCCAGCGUGCCCCCACAGUCGCCAUAUGCACCUCAUCCCGGCCCUUCUGCCCCGCCAGAUCCUGGGUUCCCAUCAACGUCUAUCGCCCCCGAGCGAGGCACCCCCCCGCUCGACCCAUUUCCGGCGGGUUUCAUUCCUUCGCCCCCCGUCUCUCCCCCUCGCACAUACGAGUCGUUACCUCCUCCAGUUAUCUACAGCUACCCGCCGCCUCAGAUCUCGCAGCAUAUGCCGGUGUCACCCCCGGUGCAGUACGCCCUUCCACCAGAGGCCGCCAUGGUUGCAGCCCCGCCAGUGGAGCUCAACCCCGUGCUGAUUGGGCGCGCGCAGAAGCACUGCAAGUUCGCGAUCUCAGCGUUGGAUUAUGAGGAUGUGGAGCAGGCGAAGAAGGAGUUGAGGGAGGCAUUGAAAAUGUUGGGCGGUUACUUUGGUAUAAUGCCUCCGAAGCGGUUGUCAUUCUCUCUGAAUCCUCAAUGGCCUCAUUACGUCUCGCUGACAUCGCUCGCGCUGGCGCUCUUCCUGGGACUCGUCCGGUAUCUGGUCAUCGACCGUCCCGAUCCCCUGCACUGCGACGCGCUCUUGACACAGGGUCGCUGGCUCGACGACAAGUUCAGAAACUGGCAGCCCGAUGGCUGCAUGAUGCACGUCUAUCAGUCCGCGGACGCCUCUGCGUGUAUUGGCUCGCGCCGUGUCGUGUUCAUCGGAGACUCCGUCACCCGCCAGCUUUUCUUCCAGAUGGCGCGCGUCGUCGACCCGAGCCUCCCCACCGCCCCCCCGGAUGACGAGCAGCGACAUAGGAACCACACCCUGACGUCGCGCUCAGGCAUUCAGCUGUCCUUCCUUUGGGAUCCUUACCUCAACGCGUCAAGCACCCACAGCUACCUCUCCGCCCCCAUGAUAGCCAGCCCCAGCGCAGGUCCCCUCUCAGAUCGUCCCGCCCUGCUCGUCCUCGGCUCUGGUCUUUGGUACCUGCGUUACCCCGACUCGGGCGGUCUCCCCGCAUGGGAGUCCAUGGUCGAGUCCACGCUCGCCGCGCUCUCGCGCGCGCGGACGCUUCCCGCCGACAAGGUCGUCGUCCUGCCCAUCGAGGACGUCGUCUCCGCGAAGCUCUCGCGCGAGCGCACCGCGUCGAUGCACGCGUCGGACAUCGACGCGAUGAACUCGGACCUGCACCACCGCAUCCGCCCGCCCGCCCUGAGCGACCCGUUCCGCUUCUUCCCCGACCCCAAGGCGCCGUCCGCCGCGCCCCCGCCUGUCGCGCUCCCGCUCGUGUUUAACCAUAUGCUCGACCCCUCCCAGACCGAGGACGGCCUCCACUUCUCCGACGCUGUGGUGGCGAUGCAGGCGAAUGUCCUGCUGAACCUGCGCUGCAACGAUGUCUUGCCGAAGAAGUUCCCCAUGGACAAGACGUGCUGCAGGAGGUAUCCGUGGCCGUCCCCUUUGCACUCCAUCGUACUCGCAGCAGCGGUCUUGUGGGGCCCAGUCUGUGUGAUGCUGUCGCGUCGGCUAGGCCCGCGAACACCUGAUCAGCCUUUGAUUUCAGACCAUGAGGUGCCUGCUGUGAUCGUCAGUGUCGCAGCAGCUCUCAUCUACUUGGCCGAUCGGACAGGCUUCUGGUUGAAGGAGCAGAAGCAAUUCAGCCCGUGGACUUUCGCUUUUUUGUCCCUGCUCAAUCUCGGUGUUGGAUUGUUUACUACCAAGCGCGCGGAGCAGGACCUUGGCUUUUUGAACCGAGAUCAGACGGAUGAGUGGAAGGGGUGGAUGCAGAUUGUUAUCCUCAUAUACCACUAUUUGGGUGCAUCGAAGAUAUCCGGGAUAUAUAACACAAUCCGUGUCCUUGUCGCUGCGUAUUUAUUCAUGACGGGAUACGGGCAUACCUCGUUUUACAUCAAAAAGGCCGACUUUGGUUUCUCGCGUAUUGCACAAGUCAUGGUUCGACUAAACUUGCUCCCUCUCCUGCUCGCUUAUACCAUGAAUACCGACUACAUCUCGUAUUAUUUUUCCCCGUUGGUGUCGCUAUGGUUCCUCAUCAUCUACGUGACUAUGGCAGUGGGCUCGCAAUACAACGACCGCACAAUAUUCCUGGUCAGCAAGUUCCUCGUUUCUAUGGGCCUUGUUACGUGGUUCAUGAGCGAACCGUCACUAUUGGAGACUGCCUUUCAAUUCUUAGAAAGGGUCUGCGGCAUCCACUGGUCUGCACGCGAGUGGGCGUUCCGGGUUAGCCUCGACCUCUGGAUCGUUUACUUUGGGAUGUUCACUGCGCUGGCGGUCAUCAAGAUUCGGGAGUACCGGCUGACCGACGACCCGCGAUGGCCGCUCGUCAUGAAAGGUUCCCUCGCAUUUUCCGUUGCCGCGAUGCUGUGGUUCUUCGCGUUCGAGCUGUCCCAGCCGGACAAGUUUGCGUACAACUACUGGCACCCGUACAUCUCCUUCCUCCCGAUCGGCGCGUUCGUCGCGCUGCGCAACGCGACGCCGAUCCUGCGCUCGGCGACCUCGCGCGCGUUCGCGUUUGUCGGCAAGUGCUCGCUCGAGACGUACAUCAUCCAGUACCACUUCUGGCUCGCGGGGGAUACGAAGGGCAUCCUGAUGGUGCUCCCCGGGGCGCGCUGGCGCGCGGUGAACGUGGUCAUCACGACGACGAUGUUCAUCUACGUCUCGCACCGCGUCGCGCAGGCCACGGGCGAGAUCACGAAGUGGAUAUGCGGCACGAUGAAGCCCCCGACGUUGCCCACGGUCGCAGACAACGCUGGUGCUGCGGGCAGCCGGCGGCAUGCGGCGCCGACCCAGCCCGCUGAGGAGGAGGGCCAGGAGGUAAUCUUCCUGGCGCCGCAGGAUGGCGAGCCGCGGAAGGACGACGACGGGAACGUCCUCCCGUCGGAGCCUCACACGCCCAGUCACCAGGGGUCGCAGCGUCGGUGGGUGGACCGCCUCGCGGAGGGGACGCCUGCCCACCCCACGUCGCCGGGCUUCAGAGUGUGGUACGGCGAGACGGAGUGGAAGCCUGGCGUGAAGACGAAGAUCGCGAUUGGGAUGGCGGUGAUGUGGUUGCUGAAUAUGAUGUGGCCGUACCGCUGA